Messenger RNA from Colletotrichum destructivum, 2064 nucleotides. RefSeq names its product Putative major facilitator, sugar transporter, major facilitator superfamily. The record is from RefSeq and is a predicted model, not a curated record. The coding region runs from base 256 to 1818 and encodes 520 amino acids. The transcript has 2 exons. Gene Ontology annotation, molecular function: carbohydrate:proton symporter activity. Gene Ontology annotation, cellular component: membrane. Gene Ontology annotation, biological process: transmembrane transport; carbohydrate transport. Lineage: Eukaryota; Fungi; Ascomycota; Sordariomycetes; Glomerellales; Glomerellaceae.
CCGUCCUAACUCGAUUGAUCGUGGCGGGGUCUCAAGAAGCAUCUCAACUUUCUUGUGAAGUAUCACGCAUUGUUCUUGAACCCGUUUCCACACUCUUUGGUGUUUAUCUCUGUGUUAUAAAGCCCGAAAACCACUUGUCUUGCUGUUGUUGGAUAGGCCUUUCUUGCUCACAAUUACUCUUUCUUGCGACAUACUGCCCAUUCUCCGCAAGGCUUUCGUCAUUAAACAGGGCAUUAUUCUUCAAAACUUAUCACCAUGGCGCUCGGCACUGACGAGCCGCUGGCAUUCGUUUCGGCCAUGCCCGACAGCACGGUUGAUACGAAAUACUGGUGGAGGUCUAAGAACCUUCGGGUCCUGAACCUCCUACUUGUUUUUCCUAUGCUUUCCAUCUUCACCCAGGGUUUUGACGGGUCAAUGAUGAACGGUCUCCAAUCUGUUGAGAACUGGCGAAACUAUUUCGGAGAACCCAAAGGCGCUACACUUGGGCUUUUCAACGCCGCCUACCCGAUUGGCGGGCUCUGCGCCAUCCCCUUCAUCUCCAUCAUCAGCGACACCUUUGGCCGCAGGGCUGGUCUUGCAUGCGGUGCCUCUCUAUGCAUCUUGGGCGCCACGCUACAAGCCGCUGCCCAGAGCCUUCCCAUGUUUGUCGUGGCUCGUGGCAUUCUUGGAUGCGGUACUGUGUUUUUGGGUUCCUCUGGAGCACCUUUGAUCACAGAAAUAGCCCAUCCUGCCCACAGAGCCACUGCAACCGCUUUGUUCAAUACAUCCUACUCUCUUGGGGCCAUCGUCGCUGCAUGGACUACGUUCGGCACAUUUCGCAUUGAAUCUACAGCGUCAUGGCGUAUCCCUUCAGGGCUUCAGGGCCUACCGUCAAUCAUCCAACUUCUCGGUCUUUACUUCGUUCCGGAAAGUCCUCGUUGGCUCGCUUCCAAGGAUCGCAACGAGGAGGCUCUGGCGUUCUUGGCCAAGUACCAUGCGGAAGGCAACGAGCAUGACGCCCUUGUCCAAUUCGAAUACGAUGAGAUUCGAAGUGCUCUGGCUUACGAACGCACAGUCGAUCGCGGCAGCUGGCUCCAGAACUAUUUGGAGCUGGUCCGUACACCUGGAAACCGCAAGCGGAUGUUCAUCCUUCUUUGGACGUCAUGUAUUGCUCAGAUGUCCGGGAACGCCUUCAUCUCAUACUACCUAUCGCCGGUGCUCACUUCUGUUGGCUUGACCUCUUCUCUCGAGCAAACUCUCAUCAACGCUACACAGCAGGUUCUUUCUUGGAUUUCUGCCAUGUACUUUGCAACCUUGCCUGAGAAACUUGGCCGCAAAACGCUUUUCCUCGGCUCUCUGACUGCCAUCUUUGUCUGCUUGGUCAGUAUUACGGCUGGCAGUGCUGUUUUCGCUAAAAAUGGCUCCAACAAAGCUGCUGGAGGGGCUGUAGUGGCCUUUCUCUAUCUCUUCUCUCCUUCUUACAACCUCGGUCUCAACGGCAACUUGGUUCUUUAUAUCACUGAGAUUCUCCCAUACAGCCUCCGGAUGCGCGGCCAAGCUUGUUUCCAGUUCUUCUCGACCUGUUUCACUCUCAUCUCGACAUACGCUGUUCCGGUUGGCCUAGAGAGCAUGGCGUGGAAAUUUUACAUCAUUUUCAUUCCCUGGGUUGUAGUUGAGUUCGCGGUGUUAUAUUUCGUUUACCCCGAGACUAAAGGUCCAUCUUUGGAGGAAAUUGCAACCAUAUUCGAUGGUGUGAGCACCAGUCGCCCGGGGAGCUCUGGGAAAGAUGGGAUUCUGCAUGUGGAGCUUGAAAAGUCCGACCCGGCGGAACAGGUCUAGGAAACUCAUUAUGUUUCCACAUUCUCAUAGCUUUUUUAAAUCUGUUUACCCUUGCCAAAAGCCACUAAGGCUGUUUAGGUCCCGGACAAGGGACCGACAUAUGUUCUUUGGCAUCCAAGUCCAUUAUCGAUGCAGGACUUGUGACACUGCACACGGGAGAGGGUUCAACUCCCCUGGUAGCUGUUGGCAACAAUUCUUCCAGGCCUGAAGGUCUGUACAGUGGCGGGGACGAUACCGUGUAGGCCU